Molecule: messenger RNA, 1263 nt
Organism: Zea mays
Lineage: Eukaryota; Viridiplantae; Streptophyta; Magnoliopsida; Poales; Poaceae
Product: ribose-phosphate pyrophosphokinase 4
Biological process (GO): 5-phosphoribose 1-diphosphate biosynthetic process; purine nucleotide biosynthetic process
Cellular component (GO): cytoplasm; ribose phosphate diphosphokinase complex
Molecular function (GO): magnesium ion binding
Source: RefSeq, marked validated
GUCAAAGCAGAGUCUGCCCCUCCCCGCGCCGUUCUUUUUGGUUCCCCACUCCCCAGUCCCCGCCGCCGCCGAAACCCGCAGAUGGAGGUCGUCGUCGCCGCGAAGCAGAAGGCGAAGAAACACAUACACCUCUUCUACUGCUCAGAAUGCGAGGAGCUCGCCCUCAAGAUCGCCGCCAGCUCCGACGCCAUCGAGCUCCAAUCCAUCAACUGGCGGAGCUUCGACGACGGGUUCCCGAACCUGUUCAUCAACAAGGCGCACGACAUCCGUGGGCAGCACGUGGCGUUCCUGGCCUCCUUCAGCUCGCCGUCGGUCAUAUUCGAGCAGAUCUCCGUCAUCUUCGCGCUGCCCAAGCUAUUCAUUGCCUCAUUCACUCUCGUGCUGCCUUUCUUCCCCACGGGCUCAUUCGAGCGCGUUGAGGAGGAGGGCGAUGUCGCCACCGCGUUCACCCUCGCGCGCAUUCUCUCGAUGAUCCCCAAGUCGCGCGGCGGGCCUACCAGCGUCGUCAUCUACGACAUCCACGCGCUCCAGGAGAGGUUCUACUUCGGGGACGACGUCCUGCCAUGCUUCGAGACAGGGAUCCCGCUCCUGCUGCAGCGCCUCCGCCAGCUCCCGGACGCAGAAAAUAUCACCAUUGCCUUUCCAGAUGACGGUGCGUGGAAGCGGUUCCACAAGCUGUUACAGCACUUUCCAAUGAUAGUCUGUAACAAGGUUCGGGAAGGUGACAAGAGAAUAGUUCGUAUAAAGGAAGGACUACCUGAAGGCCGUCAUGUUGUUAUUGUUGAUGAUUUAGUGCAAUCUGGGGGAACUCUUAGAGAAUGCCAGAAAGUUCUAGCUUUGCAUGGCGCUGCAAAAGUCAGUGCUUAUGUGACUCAUGCUGUGUUUCCUAAGCAGUCAUAUGAACGUUUCAUGGCGUCUAGUUCUGCUGGGCCAGGUGACAGAUUUGCUUACUUCUGGAUCACGGACUCAUGCCCACACACAGUAAAAGCUAUUGGGCAAAGACCUCCAUUUGAGGUUCUGAGCCUCGCUGGCUCAAUUGCAGAUGCUCUUCAGAUAUGAGCGUACACUGGUAGAUGGGCAUGGGCUUGGAUUGUUGAUGCCCACCAGAUUGAAACUUGUACUAUGAGGUGGAAUGCUCCCGCUUUUCCUAAAUGUAAGAGUUGGUUUCCAGUUCCUGGAAAAGCAAAUAAUGUGUAGUAAGUUAAGUACCUGAAGGUUCCAUAAACAGCCCUGUGGUUUGUAAUAAAAUCAGGCAUUGGAUAC